This is a messenger RNA of Blepharisma stoltei, 762 nucleotides long. The record is from the annotation of a GenBank genome assembly. NCBI's taxonomy places the organism in Eukaryota, Ciliophora, Heterotrichea, Heterotrichida, Blepharismidae.
AUGGAAAAAGUGUAUAGGCCUCUGAUUUGGAUUGUGAACUUUGCCAUGAAUGAAAUGCAGGAUUUUUAUGGGACUAAGCUUAGAUACAUAAUUAACUUACAAAAGGGUGGCACUGCGCCAUUUGUUUGAUUCUUGAUGAAUUACUACCAAAAUUUUGAGAUAGGAGCCUGGGCUUAUUUAGUACUGCAUGGAAGCUAUGGAAUUGUAUGGCUUAUCAAAGACUGUGCAUUUCCUGAUAAGAAUUUUGAUAAGAAGGUAUCAGUCCUAGCAAUAACUCUUGUAAGCGCUGUCCUGCUCUUAUAUUGGGUACUACCAUGACUACUAAUAAGUAGAACUGCAAGCCAAAUAAUAAGCCCAGAAAGGAUAGCCAUCUCUGUUUCUCUCGUAGUAAUCGGAGUGUGCAUAAUGAUAGCAAGCGAUGCUCAAAAAUAUUUUACUUUAGAAUACAAAAAAGGCUUAAUUUCUGAGGGAAUGUUUUCUUAUUCGAGAAACCCAAAUUAUUUUGGCGAAAUAUUAAUUUAUUUAGGCUUUGGAGUGCUGGUCGGCCACUGGCUGUCUUAUACAAUUUUAUUCACGAUUUGGACAACAAUUUUUAUGAGUCUAAUGAUUCAAAAAGACCAAUCCUUGAAAAAGAAAGAUGGAUGGAAUGAGUACAAGAAAAGGUCUUGGAUCUUACUCCCUAAGCUUGUUCCCAGUUCAUCUACAUUGACAAUAGGAAUUUAUGCUAUUAUUUUUUCAGCAUUAUAUUUAAAAAUAGCCUAA